Messenger RNA from Adineta steineri, 2550 nucleotides. Lineage: Eukaryota; Metazoa; Rotifera; Eurotatoria; Adinetida; Adinetidae. The record is from the annotation of a GenBank genome assembly.
AUGAAUAUUACCAAUAACAAUAAUAUAAUGAUGACACAAAAUUCAAGUGCAAAUAAUCAAAUACAACAACAAGAUUUAGUCUUGCAUACAUAUAUUGAAUAUGAAAACUUAAACAAACAAUAUCAUGACAAUGAAAUAACAUUAAAACAACGACGAAUAAGACAACAAGUACAAUGGAAAAAUCAACUAAAAACAUCAUAUGAAUGGCAAUAUGAAGAACGUCGAAAAAAUAAAUGGUUACAACGACGAGAAAACGCGAAAGAAGAAGAUUUGGAUCAUGAAUUAGAAGCGGAACGUGAAGAUCAAUUGGAAAAAUUAGAGCAAGAAGAAGAUGAACAGAAAGAAAGAAAAGAACAAUGGGAACAAGAACAAUUAAAACUAUUUCAAGCUGUUGAAGAAUUCGAACAGAAUUAUAAUGAACAUGUGAGACAGAUCAACAAUAUUGAACAAAUCGACGAAGAAGAAAAACUCAGACGACAAGAUGCAUUACAUAAACAAUUGGAACAAUGUGAACAACGUGAACAUGCAGCACAACUUAAAUUUAUUGAAUGGUCAGAGCGUUUUCAACAACAACAACAACAACAACAACAACAGCAAUUCGAUAAAUCCAAUGAACUUGUUCUUCGUGAUAGUAGCAGGGAAUCUAUACAAAAUAAUGUUCCUAUAUUCAAAAAACAACCAUCAAAGGCAAAUAAAUCCGAUUUAAUAUCCAAUACAAUAUUUCAAUUGAUUGAAAAAUAUGGUACACCAAUGCAUGUUAUCGUUCGUCGCUCAAUUCAAGAUGAUAAAAAUAAUGAUGAUGAUGAUGAUGAUGAUGAUGAUGAUGAUGAUGAUGAUGAUGAUGAUGAUGAUGAUGAUGAAGAUUGUGAUUGUAAUGAUUAUGAUGCGGAUGAAGACAUAGACUGGAUAAAAAUUAUUAAUGAUGAAGAUUUAUUACCACAAGAACAACAACAACAAGUACAAGUAACAUCAUCAUUCAAUUUACGACAACGACGACCAUUAAUUUCAAUUCGAACAAAGAAAUAUAUUCAACCAAUUCAACGUGAAUUAGAAGAUAAAGAUUAUGUAUUAUUGAAAGUAUAUAAUAGUCAAACAUAUUAUUUAUGUCAAACAAGUGAAAUAGAACAACAUAUAUCUGAAUAUAUGAGACGUACUUGUGCCUAUUCUUUGAUUGAACAUAAUAAAAGAGUAAAAACAUUAUUAGAGAAACUACAUACUAAUAAAUCUAUCAGUUCUAUUCAAUUACAACAAAUGAAUAUUGUUGAUGAAUCAAAAGUUCAAAUGGAUUAUCUAUCUUUUCAACCAGAUACACGUCAGCAAGAAGUACAUUGUCAACCCAUAAUGACUUGUUGUUUGGGACCUACAAUUAAUGUUUCUCGACAUUUAAAACGUCUUCUUCAACCUAUUUAUGAUCAAACAGCUAAAUCAAUAACAUUUUUCAAUGGAGCUGAUGCUAUUGAUGCACUUGAAUCUUAUCAACACAAAGGUUAUCUUCAAUCAAAUACUUUCUUUAUUACUAUUCAUAUUAAUAAUUUAUGUUCAACUUUUCCACAUGAUUAUGCUAUUCAAACAUUAGAACGUUUUCUUAAUAUUUAUUUACCUGAAAGAGAAAUUCAAGGAAUGACAAUUGAAACUAUUCUUGAACUUGUUCGUUUAGUUCUUCAAAAUCAAAUCUUUUUCUAUCAUGAUACUAUCUAUCAACAAGUAAAAGGUUGUGGAUCUGGUUCACUAUUAUCUUCAUUAUUGGCUGAUAUCUAUAUAUUUUAUUGGCAACAAGAGUUAGUCAAUAGUUUAAUGACGAAAAAUGAAUUAUUUGGCAGAUGUCUUGAUGAAAUAUUUAUAACUUGGAAUGGAUCGGUUGAUGAAUUUCGUACAUUACUCAAUUCAACGCUUUAUCAACAGCAACAAUUAUCACCAUUUUUAUUAACAGUUUCAAUUGAUAAAACAGUCACUUAUCUUGACGCGGAAAUAAGUCAUAUUAAUGGUCGUCUUCGAACUCAAGUUAAACACAAUCUACAAAUUGAACCUUAUUCUUUACCAUAUAUAUCUAAUCAAUUGUUACCAAUCGAUAAUGAUAGAUCGAUAUCAUCAUUAAUUCAAGAAGCUCUUCUUCGUGCUGUACGAUCAUGUUCCAAUAUAUUCGAUUUUGAACAUGAACAAAAUUUUAUUCAUUGGUCAUUAGAUCUUAAUAGUAAUACACGAUCUUUAUAUGCGUAUCAUGAUAUUUUGAACGAGAUAGGAAACUUUUUCACUCACUUUACUAAUGGUGAAAUUUAUUUGAACCCAAAUGAUUACGGUAAGCUUCGUCAUCGUGUUCGUCAAUAUGAUUAUAAAAGAAUAAGAACUGAAAUUGAACGUCGUAAACAAGCACAGGAACAAGAAACAUGGUAUAUUUCAUAUCCAUUCAAAAACAAGCGAUUCACAUACUUUAAACAAGAUUUUGAACGUAUCUGGAAUCGUCACUGUCUUCACGAUUAUGAAUCAGAUUCUGACAAAUUCAAUAUUGAAAUGAUUUGUCAAAACCAAUAUCCAUCAAAAAAUAAAUAUUAA